AUGACUCAACAAGCCAAAGUAUACGUUGUUAUCUAUACUGUCUAUCAUCACGUUCAUAAAUUAGCAGUUGAGGUACAGAAGGGCCUGGAAUCAACGGGUGUAGCCACAAAAAUGUUUCAAGUCCAAGAAACUCUGCCUGAAUCCGUUUUGAAAAAGAUCAAUGCUCCUCCAAAGCCAGAUUUACCCAUUAUCCAACCUGAACAAUUAUCGGAAGCAGAUGGUAUCAUUUUCGGUUUUCCUACCAGAUUUGGCGCGAUGCCUAGUCAAGUAAAAGGACUAUUAGACGCAACAGGCAGCCAUUUCGCUCAAGGAACCUUGCGUGGUAAAUUUGCUGCUACUUUUUUCAGUACAGCAUCACAACAUGGUGGCCAAGAAACAACAGCUUUGACAACGUUGCCUUAUUUUGUUCACCAAGGCAUGACUUAUGUUCCUCUCGGUUAUCCAUCUGAAAUCUCUGACGCAUUGAAUAAUGCAAAGGAAAUUGUUGGUGGCUCAGCUUAUGGCGCCGGUGCAAUUGCUGCAGGUGAUGGCUCAAGGGAUGUGACAGAGUUAGAAAAGAAAGUAGCUCAUUAUCAAGGCCAAAACUUUGGUGAAAUCAUUCGAGCUUACGUUCAUGGUAGAAAGGCUUUUGAGAAGUAA
This is a messenger RNA of Mycotypha africana, 639 nucleotides long. RefSeq names its product NAD(P)H:quinone oxidoreductase, type IV. NCBI's taxonomy places the organism in Eukaryota, Fungi, Mucoromycota, Mucoromycetes, Mucorales, Mycotyphaceae. Bases 1 to 639 code for a protein of 212 amino acids. The transcript has 5 exons. The record is from RefSeq and is a predicted model, not a curated record. Gene Ontology annotation, molecular function: FMN binding; NAD(P)H dehydrogenase (quinone) activity.